GCCUCAGCCUCCUGAGUAGCUGGGACUACAGGUCUCUACGGAUCCCUCGGGGUGAACCUCCUCCUAGGAGUAGAACCAUUGAGAAGAGCGCUCCGGCCUCCUAGAGAGGAAGCACGCGACGCUGGGCGCGAGGCCAACGUAAUGACACACUUCCGCUGACGCAGCAUUUACCGUUUUUUCCCCAGACAAAGCUCCGCAAGGCACAGGAUCGUGCUCCUUCUCUCUCUACUUCAUCUCUUGUGUCACACGUGACUGGGUGGGAAAUAGAAUUAAAAGCCUCAUGGUAUGGUGUGGACUAAGAAGUACAUAUGUAUACACCACUUAUCCAGUGAGCAUUUACCUUUGCCUCCUAAGAGGGGGCCCAGGUGAUGGCAGCCAUACCUCUGAAAGCUCAAUGCCAGGACCUACCCUCAACCCCCUACCUGUCCUCUGUGCCCCAGACUCUGGCCUGGAGCCAGAGGAUUGGCUCUGGGGUAGCGGGAACCUGUUGUUUUAGGAGACAGUGACCUUUGAGGAUGUGGCUGUGCACUUCACUAAGACAGAAUGGACUGGCCUUUCUCCUGCCCAGAGGGCCCUGUACAGAAGUGUGAUGUUGGAGAAUUAUGGGAACCUGAUUGCUAUGGGUAAGACGAUUUUCCUCCUAGGACUCAGAUCUGUUCUUUUCAGUUUUCUUCCUUCUUUUACAGACUGGGUGAUGGGUGUGGUGUGGAGAGGAGAAGUUGUCUCUUGUGUCCUCCACUGAGCGACUACAGGGCUGAGGCUCAGUGACCAACUUCAAAGAUUGCUGGGUAGAGAGAGGUCUUGAGUCACUUUGGCCUCCCAGUGAAGGGAAUUACUGUCCUCUGGUAGGAGUAUGUUUCUUCUUCCAAGGGGCUCUGCCUAGUAAGUAAUAAGUAGUGUUUGUUGUCUGGGGAAGAACGUGUCUUCUCCCCUGUGUUUGCUCAUGUCUUGCAGGUCUCACUAACUUAAUUUUUCUUGAUUUUUUUUUAGGAAGAAGUCACAAAUGCUCAGUUUCCUCUUGAUCAGAAUCUCUUUGGCCUUCCCCAGUCAAGAACUCUCUUCUCUGGGUCUUAUUCUUACUGAAACUCCUAGGGUUUUCCUUCUUUUGAAACACCAGAUACAGGGCUGAAAAGUACCAUUUUCUUCCUCUUUUUAGGGUACCCAGUUCCCAAACCUGCACUGAUCUCACUCCUGGAGGGAGGGGACAUGGCUUGGGGCCUGGAAGCAUAGGAUGAUUCCCUGGCAGAGGGGACCAAAAACAUCUGUAAACGUAGACUCUUGGUUACCACCUUUACUUCCAUCUCAGAUUACUCCUCUCCCAGCAUUCUCCUUUGGAGUUCACUUACUCCUUUAACUCGCACUCAUAGGAUGAACUUGAUUAACCUGCAGAUGAGUUCCAGAUGCUGAGACCAACACUGACAGUGAGUCCAUAUUAACCCAGAAAAUUUCUGAAGAAAGAGAUGGGGUGAUGUCACAUGGGCAGCUGAAGAGUGUCCCUCAGAGAACUCACUUCCCAGAAACGUGAUGUGGAGAAGUACCAGGACAUCCCCACAGUAAAAAACAUCCAAGGGAAGGUUCCAAGAAUCCACUGUGCAAGGAAACCUUUCAUAUGUGGCUCCUAGAACUCCAACUAUCAAGAGCUUCUUCCGGACAGUAGAGGAAGAGGAAGAAGAGUAUUCCACUUUGCCUUAAAGAAGACUUUCUCUCCAGCCCUUCUCUGAGAGGGAGACGGGCGGAUGGCAGCCAUGCACCUGACAGCCUGGCCCCAGAAGUCGGUGACCUUUGAGGACGUGGCUGUGUACUUCACCCAGGCGGAAUGGGAUGGCCUGUCCCCUGCACAGAGGACCCUGUACAGGGAUGUGAUGCUGGAGAAUUAUGGGAAUGUGGCCUCCCUGGGAUUUCCACUUCUCAAACCUGCUGUGAUCUCACAGCUGGAGGGAGGAGGUGAGCUGGGGGGCCCAUCUCCACUGGCUGCAGGAACAGGCCUCCGUGGCCUCUGGACUGGUAAGGGAGUAGAUACUCAGACUGACAGUGAUUUCACAGAGGAAAUGUAUGACGGGAAAGAGGAUGUAUCAUUUGAACUUCAAAGGGACUUUUCCCAGGAAACAGGCUUUUUAGAAACCUCUCUUCUAGAGAAACAACAGGAAGUCUGCUCUGCAGGAAAUAUAAAGAAGGAAAAAAGCAACACCAUUGAUGGAACAGUGACAGAUGAGACAAGCCCCAUGGAGGAGUGUUUUUUUAGUCAAAGUCCAAACUCAUAUCUGUCUCAUAUAAUCACUGUAGAGCAGCCCUCUGGGUGUACAGGCCUGGGGAAAGCCAUCAGCUUUGAUAUAAAACUCGUUAAGCAUGAAAUAAUUAAUUCUGAGGAAAGGGCUUUCAAAUGUGAAGAAUUAGUGGAGCCCUUUAGGUGUGACUCUCAGCUUAGUCAACAUCAAGAGAACUACACUGAGGAAAAGCCUUAUCAAUGUUUGGAGUGUGGCAAAGCUUUCAGCAUUAAUGAGAAAUUAAUUUGGCAUCAAAGACUUCACAAUGGGGAGAAACCCUUCAAAUGUGUGGAGUGUGGGAAAAGCUUCAGCUAUAGUUCCCAUUAUAUCACACAUCAGACAAUCCACAGUGGGGAGAAGCCCUAUCAGUGUAAGGUGUGUGGGAAGGCCUUCAGUGUUAAUGGAAGCCUAAGUAGGCAUCAGAGAAUUCAUACGGGAGAGAAGCCCUAUCAGUGCAAGGAGUGUGGAAAUGGCUUCAGCUGUAGUUCUGCAUAUAUUACACAUCAGAGAGUCCACACUGGGGAGAAACCUUACGAGUGUAAUGACUGUGGGAAAGCUUUCAAUGUUAAUGCAAAAUUAAUUCAACAUCAGAGAAUCCACACUGGAGAGAAACCUUAUGAAUGUAGUGAAUGUGGAAAAGGCUUCAGGUGCAGCUCCCAGCUUAGGCAGCAUCAAAGCAUUCACACAGGAGAGAAGCCCUAUCAGUGUAAGGAGUGUGGAAAAGGGUUCAGUAAUAAUACAAAACUCAUUCAGCAUCAGAGAAUCCACACAGGUGAGAAACCCUAUGAAUGCACUGAAUGUGGAAAAGCCUUUAGUGUCAAAGGGAAGUUAAUCCAACACCAGAGAAUUCACACAGGUGAGAAACCCUAUGAGUGUAACGAAUGUGGGAAAGCCUUUAGGUGUAACUCCCAAUUUCGACAGCAUCUGAAAAUUCACACUGGGGAGAAGCCUUAUGAGUGUAAUGAGUGUGGAAAGGCCUUCAGCGUUAAUGGGAAACUAAUGCGGCAUCAGAGAAUUCACACUGGGGAGAAACCUUUUGAAUGUAAUGAGUGUGGGAGAUGCUUCACUUCUAAAAGAAACCUACUUGAUCAUCACCGAAUCCAUACUGGCGAAAAGCCUUUUCAAUGUAAGGAAUGUGGGAAAGCCUUUAGUAUCAAUGCCAAACUAACUAGGCAUCAGAGGAUACAUACUGGGGAGAAACCUUUCAAAUGUAUGGAAUGUGAGAAAGCGUUCAGCUGUAGUUCCAACUAUAUUGUGCACCAGAGAAUCCAUACUGGAGAGAAACCCUUUCAGUGUAAGGAGUGUGGAAAAGCCUUCCAUGUUAAUGCCCAUUUAAUUCGGCAUCAGAGAAGCCACACUGGGGAGAAACCCUUCAGAUGUGUGGAAUGUGGCAAAGGCUUCAGCUUUAGUUCUGACUACAUUAUACACCAGACAGUCCACACUUGGAAGAAACCAUAUAUGUGUAAUGUGUGUGGGAAAGCAUUCAGGUUUAGCUUCCAGCUCAGUCAGCAUCAGAGUGUCCAUAGUGAAGGAAAAUCCUAAUAAUGAGAAAGAUGUAGAAAACUCUCAAGGUUAAUGCCAAAAUGGAUCGAGUAUCAUCAGAUUCAUCCAUUGAAAAACCCCCAAGAGGGAAUCAAUGUGGCAGAGUCUUCAUAUGGAAACAGUUUUUAUUCUAUUCAAUUUUUAAUCAGGAAAGGAUGACCAGUUAAAGAGAAAUAUCCAAAAAUAAAUAGCUUUGUUUUGUACCAACAGGACUUAGAAAAUAUAAUGAAGGAAAACAUUUCAUUCCCAGUAGCAUCAAGAAAAGUAGAUUUUCUAGAAAUAAACAGUUAUGGAGGACUUGUGUGGAGAAAUUUAAGUCUUCACCUGAGGGCCACUUUACAAAGGAAAUUUGAAUAAAUGGAGAGAGAGAGAAGCCUUGUUCUUGGAUAGAAAAACCCGUAAUAAAGAUAUUUACCUACCUUAAUUUAUUUGUUUAAUUUUUGACAACAAGUAUGCAUUACUUUUGAAAAGAUGAAAAGUAAUAAAGAUUUAUUUAAAAAAGGAAAAA
Messenger RNA from Saimiri boliviensis boliviensis (Bolivian squirrel monkey), 4314 nucleotides. NCBI's taxonomy places the organism in Eukaryota, Metazoa, Chordata, Mammalia, Primates, Cebidae. The record is from RefSeq and is a predicted model, not a curated record.